CAUAAUCAACGGCUUUGCCCUGCCGCUGAAAGCGGAACACAAGCAGUUCCUGGUGAAGUGUUUGCUACCGCUACACAAGGUCAAGGUGUUAUCGCUGUACCAUGCUCAGCUCGCGUACUGCGUGGUGCAGUUCCUGGAAAAGGACGCCUCGCUGACGGAACCGGUGGUGCGCGGGCUGCUCAAGUUCUGGCCAAAGACCUGCUCCCAGAAGGAGGUGAUGUUCCUCGGCGAAAUCGAGGAAAUCCUGGACGUGAUCGAACCGCCACAGUUCAUCAUCCAGGAACCACUGUUCCGGCAAAUCUCCAAGUGCGUCUCAAGUCCGCACUUUCAGGUCGCCGAACGAGCGCUUUACUUCUGGAACAAUGAGUAUGCGAUGUCGCUGAUCGAGGACAACAACGCCGUCAUCAUGCCGAUUAUGUUCCCGGCCUUGUACCGGAUUAGCAAAGAGCACUGGAACCAGACGAUCGUGGCCCUCGUCUACAACGUGCUGAAAACGUUUAUGGAGAUGAACUCCAAACUGUUCGACGAACUGACGGCCAGCUACAAGGCGGAGCGACAGAAGUGAGUAUCGUUGUUCAGGUCGUUUGCGAGUAAAACCGGUUACGUGUUAAGGGAUGAACGUGAUUUAGGGUAGUAACUGUAAAUAUGAAUAAUUCACAUCUAAAAAAAAUCAAACGAAAUUUUGCGUUAUGAUUGUUUGCAAAUGAUUAUUUCUCCGACGUACAGUUCCCUAUAUGGUUAAUUAAAUUUGGUUAAUCUUUGGAAGUACAUGCUAUCACAAAGUUUACUACACUGUACAUAACAGGGGACUGAUACGGCUGUCAUCCUGCAUACAUGUCGGCGCUUCCUCACAUCGUUUUGGUACUUCACGUUUUA
Messenger RNA from Aedes aegypti (yellow fever mosquito), 876 nucleotides. RefSeq names its product serine/threonine-protein phosphatase 2A 56 kDa regulatory subunit epsilon isoform-like. The record is from RefSeq and is a predicted model, not a curated record. Gene Ontology annotation, biological process: protein dephosphorylation; signal transduction. Gene Ontology annotation, molecular function: protein phosphatase activator activity. NCBI's taxonomy places the organism in Eukaryota, Metazoa, Arthropoda, Insecta, Diptera, Culicidae. Gene Ontology annotation, cellular component: protein phosphatase type 2A complex; cytosol; nucleus.